ACGGUUUAUAUAAGAGGCGCCCACAAAGAGGAAUUCAUCACCCGUUGACGACGGUUUGCAAUAUUUAGAUCCAAGCUAAGAAAGCAAAAUGGUUGUGUCGAUUGUGAUUCCCAAAAGUGCAUGCCAUGUUCGCUCUGCUAGCUUUCCCUCUGUGUCUCAUCCCCUGAUGUUAAGGAUUGAAAAGAAGUUGAAGGAAUUGAGAGGCUCCUUACCGUCGUCUCCCGGCGGCACCGUAGAAUCACUGUGCGAUGGACUUAGAGGUCUUGCCGACUUGUUAGAAAGCGUACAGGAAUCGCUACAAUCUCCAUUCGCCCGCCAAGCCCUAGUCCAUGGCCGACAGGAUAAAUGGGUGGAUGAGGUGUUGGAUGGAUCCCUCACGCUAUUGGAUGUGAGUGGUACCACGCGGGAUGUUUUACUGCAGAUGAAGGAAGAGAUGCAAACCGUUCAAUCCACACUGCGAAGGAGGAAGAAUGCAGAGCUUGAUCUAGAAGGUAGCAUUGCUGCCUACAUGUUCUCUAGAAAGACCGUGAAUAAGGUGAUCCACAAGUGUCUGGGAGAUGUUAAGAGAAUGGAGAGAACACAGUAUUCCACCUCCUCUGUCUUGGACAAAAACCAAGACCUUGUGGUAAUGGCUAGUAUGCUGAAAGAAGUUGAAGGCAUCGCUCUCAUCCUCCUCGACUCCAUCUUGUCUUUCAUAGCUGCCCCAAAGACGAGAACUGGUUGGUCUUUGGUUUCCAAAUUGAUCAUGUACAACAGGAGAUCUGCGUGUGAGCCGGAGCUAAUGGUUGCCAAUGAGGUCGACAAGAUAGACCUUGCAUUGUGCGCCCUCACUGGCCGUAGGUCGUCCUGUAAAGAAAGCGACGUGGUCAAUCUGCAAAAUGUGCAGAAAUGCUUGAAAGUAUUGGAGAUGAGAAUGGGAUCCCUUGAUGACUGCUUGGAAUGUGUUUUCAGGCACUUGAUCAAAACAAGGGUAUCCCUUCUCAACAUCCUCAACCAGUAAUGCUGAUGCAUAAAGGCUGAGCCCCCCCCCACAAAAAAAAUAAAUAAAUACAAA
Molecule: messenger RNA, 1054 nt
Organism: Nelumbo nucifera (sacred lotus)
Lineage: Eukaryota; Viridiplantae; Streptophyta; Magnoliopsida; Proteales; Nelumbonaceae
Biological process (GO): root development; shoot system development
Source: RefSeq, a predicted model, not a curated record